Messenger RNA from Neomonachus schauinslandi (Hawaiian monk seal), 261 nucleotides. Its product is annotated as small nuclear ribonucleoprotein F-like. NCBI's taxonomy places the organism in Eukaryota, Metazoa, Chordata, Mammalia, Carnivora, Phocidae. The transcript has a single exon. Bases 1 to 261 code for a protein of 86 amino acids. Gene Ontology annotation, cellular component: catalytic step 2 spliceosome; U1 snRNP. Gene Ontology annotation, molecular function: RNA binding. The record is from RefSeq and is a predicted model, not a curated record. Gene Ontology annotation, biological process: spliceosomal snRNP assembly; mRNA splicing, via spliceosome.
AUGAGUUUGCCCCUCAAUCCCAAACCUUUCCUGAAUGGAUUAACAGGAAAACCAAUAAUGGUGGAACCUAAGUGGGGAAUGGAGUACAAAGGCUACCUGGUAUCUGUAGAUGGUUAUAUGAACAUGCAGCUUGCAAACACAGAAGAAUACAUAGAUGGAGCAUUGUCUGGACAUUUGGCUGAAGUUUUAAUAAGUUGUAAUAAUGUCCUUUAUAUCAGGGGUGUUGAAGAAGAGGAAGAAGAUGGGAAAAUGAAAGAAUAG